Angiostrongylus costaricensis is the source of this 465-nucleotide messenger RNA. Lineage: Eukaryota; Metazoa; Nematoda; Chromadorea; Rhabditida; Metastrongylidae. The record is from the annotation of a GenBank genome assembly.
AUGAAUACAUCUCGUCAUUACGAUCUUAGUGGUCAUAAUGUGGAGCCAUUGUUCUGUAAAGUGAAUUUAAUGAAGUCGCAGUCUUUUGGUAUGCUGCUCGAGGAUGAUCCAGUAGCACUAGUUGAAGCGCUGGAAACGAUAGCCGCAGAACAGCCAAUUGUUGCCCGCAGUAUUCCAAAGCACGCAAAAAUCACUAAAUGCGAGGAUCGAAGCAUGCGAAAUUGUCUUUUCGAUCAGGAGGUGUAUGACUCGAUGUUGUUCGAUUCUUUACGUGUAUGCGAUCUUCUCCAAUCGCAUUUAGACGAUUGUAUCAUUUCGGUUCGAGCAAAGAGUCCAGAAAAUUGUGCGGAUACCUCACAGGAUGGACGGGAUUCUGGACGAGGAGCGUCGUCACCGUCGUCAACAAUCUCAAGCAGCCCGGGAGUGAAACGACCGUUGAAGUCGUGUAUACGCGCAGAUCUCUGA